UUUAGCACUUCUAAGAAAACCAUCUUUUCCCUAACUUUUUGGAAUCAUUUUGUAGAAAAAUGGCAAAGGAAGUGAAGCUCCUUGGAGCAUGGCCGAGCCCCUACGUACUUAGAGUACAAAUUGCUCUAGAACUCAAGGGGGUGAGCUACGAGUAUUCGGAGCAACAACUUUGGGAAAAUAAGAGUGAGCUCCUCCUCAGAUCCAACCCAGUGAACAAGAAGGUGCCAGUUUUGAUCCACAAGGAACAGCCCAUUUGGGAGUCCGCGAUCAUCCUCCAAUACAUCGACGAAGUUUGGGGUGCUGGUGGACCUGCUAUUCUCCCCUCUGAUCCCUACGAGCGGGCGAUUGCCUGCUUUUGGGCCAGUUACAUUGAUGAUAAGUGGGGCCCAAGUUCAAUUGGGAUCUUAAGAGGUAAAACAGACGAGGAGAGAGCUGCUGCAGCAGAACAAGCCUUUUCAGGACUCGAGCUUUUGGAGGAAGCUUACGAGAAGAGCUUCAAAGGGAAGCGCUUUUUUGGCGGCGACAACGUGGGCUACCUCGACAUCGUUCUCGGGUGUUUCUUGGGCUGGAUCGAGGUGGUAGACAUAAUGUUCAGCGUCAAACUCUUCAACAAUGCGAAGUUUCCGCUCUUGGCGGGGUGGGCGGAGCGCUUUCGUGCCGCAGCGGAGGUGAAGAAGCUGAUGCCAGAAGCCAAGAAGCUGAUGGAGUUUGCAAAAGCAGCUCAAGCCAGGAUGACUGCUGCUGCGGCCAACUGAUUUGCAUUCAAUGUUUGGUACGUAGUUGGAGUGGAAGUGGUGGAGAUACGGGAGAGUGUUACGUACGUAGUUUGGGAAAUUGAAUAAACUCUUUUAGUGAGUUCGAUUAUCACGUUUCGUUGUAAUAAAGAUGGAUUAUUAAUUGAUUCCAGGGCAUGUGUGUUAAUUGUGGCAGCAUGCGUUUGUGUAAUCUUCUAAUCUUUUGACAUGUAUUUCCGUGAUUUUUUUUUUUUAUAU
Molecule: messenger RNA, 992 nt
Organism: Ananas comosus (pineapple)
Lineage: Eukaryota; Viridiplantae; Streptophyta; Magnoliopsida; Poales; Bromeliaceae
Product: glutathione S-transferase U17-like
Exons: 2
Coding region: 60-755 (231 amino acids)
Biological process (GO): glutathione metabolic process
Cellular component (GO): cytoplasm
Molecular function (GO): glutathione transferase activity
Source: RefSeq, a predicted model, not a curated record